CUAGUACAUCACGAGAGCACUCAUUUUCCUCCAAAAUGGCACUGUAAUCGGUAGUGUUCACGUCGUGCCAGAACAUCGCCCCCAAAAAAGGACCUUGCUGCGGUUUGUUUCCACCAGUGUAAACGAGGAAAUCGUUUUCCGCCUCCAUCUCGGAACAGAAAAGAUUCACCAGCAUGAACAGCGCAUGAGGCGUACACAAUCAAACUAUCGUAAUCAGUAAAAAUCACUACAAGUCUUCCAAACAAAUAACAACAAGUGAUAAUUAAACCAACUGUGCAAUUGUUUAGUGAAAAAAAAACUUAUUUAAGCGUACUGUAAGAAUUCUAUAAUAAGAAGCUGAUUACGAGGCUGUAUAGGCAAAAUGUCUUUCCUAAACGCAUUGCGUUCAACGCCUCUGCCACCGGUGAAAAAUGUACUGAACGUGGCCCUACAAACCGCCCGUCAGACCAUUCCGUCGAAGAAUAAACAAAACGAUUACGAGCAACCCGGUGGGGAAGACGUUGCCCCGGGUGGUAGCAUGCGGGCACCCCCACAGGUUCCCCCGCGGCCACAAAAUGUCCACUUUGCUGAAUCCGAUGGAGACACUGGUGGGACAACCGAAAUGAACCCGUUGAAUCCGUUCACCAACCCGAAAGCCUACUAUCAGGAGGGAAUGGAUCAAGCGCCCGCUGGUCAGUACCAGGAGACGGGUUUCAAUCAGCCGAGAGAUUUCGAAAAUGGUUACCAAUCUGGCGGUUACCCACGGCAAGGUAGCGUUCAAUCGUUCGGCUCCGACAGUACUUUUGCCGGUGGAGUCGAGGGAGAGGCACCAGGAGGGGCAAAAAUCAAUGAAUAUCAGGCGGCAUGGAAUGUUACAAACGCAAUUCAGGGCAUGUUCAUCGUCUCGCUUCCUUUCGCGGUACUGCGUGGCGGUUACUGGGCCAUCAUUGCUAUGGUUGGCAUAGCACACAUCUGCUGUUACACGGGCAAGAUUCUGGUUCAAUGUCUGUACGAACCGGAUCCGCAAACCGGGGAGCCAACACGUGUUCGCGAUAGCUACGUAGCCAUCGCUAAGGUAUGUUUCGGCAAAAGAGUCGGAGCACGGGUGGUGAGUAUAGCGCAAAUCAUCGAACUUCUAAUGACCUGUAUUCUGUACGUGGUGGUUUGCGGUGAUCUGAUGGCCGGAUCGUUCCCCGAUGGAGCUCUCGAUAGCCGUUCCUGGAUGAUGUUGUGCGGUAUCUUCCUGUUACCAUUGGCAUUUCUCAAGUCGCUCCACCAUGUCUCGUUGCUGUCGUUCUGGUGCACAAUGUCGCAUCUGUUGAUCAAUGCGAUCAUUGUUGGCUACUGUCUGCUGGAGAUCGGCGAUUGGGGCUGGAGUAAGGUCAAGUGGCGAAUGGAUUUUGAGAACUUUCCAAUCUCGCUUGGUGUUAUUGUCUUCUCCUACACGUCGCAGAUCUUUUUACCGACACUGGAAGGAAACAUGGAGGACCGUUCCAAAUUCAACUGGAUGCUCGACUGGUCGCAUAUUGCAGCGGCUGCCUUCAAGGCUCUUUUUGGCUACAUCUGCUUUUUGACAUUUCAAAAUGAUACUCAACAAGUUAUUACGAACAAUUUGCACUCACCUGCCUUCAAGGGUCUGGUAAACUUCUGCUUGGUCAUCAAAGCGGUUCUAAGCUAUCCACUGCCAUAUUUUGCUGCAUGCGAACUUCUGGAGCGUGCAUUCUUCCGUGGAAAACCCAAAACAAUUUUCCCCGUAGUUUGGGAGCUGGACGGUGAUUUGAAGGUUUGGGGCUUGGCCUGGCGAUUAGCUGUAAUCAUUGGUACCAUCAUGAUGGCUUGCUUCAUUCCACACUUUUCGAUUUUAAUGGGUUUCAUCGGAAGCUUCACCGGUACGAUGUUGAGUUUCAUUUGGCCAUGUUACUUUCAUCUCAAACUAAAAGGUCAUCUGCUGGACCAGCGGGAGCGAGCAUACAACUACUUUAUCAUAUUUCUGGGCGUUCUGUUCGGCGUCGUCGGAAUCUAUGACUCCGGCAGCGCUUUGAUCAAAGCGUUCGAAAUUGGUCUUCCAUUCUAAGUAGCUACAAGUAAAACAAGCGCGUUGUAAAAAUUAACAUGUUGUUAACGACCCCCACUGCUUCUCGCGCAUGCUUUUAUUUGUUGACGCAAAUUCAACAGUUAUGUAUAGUUGUUAAUUCUAAAAACAGUGAAUAAACCGCAAACAACUUACGGAUUAGAAUUCCAGUAGACCCAUCGUCCUAGCGGGAAAUGAUCUAUUGUUUUAGUUGAAUAUUAACUAUCGUAUGGAAUUUUAUUGCAAGUAUUUACCAGUAAGACAUAUCCAAAACCAAUUGUAUAUUAUAUUUAGAACUUUAGAAAUUACGCACGGAAUAUUAAUGAUAAGACAGAAAAAUCUUCAAUUCACAAACUGAAGCCAGAUGAUCAAUGUCUUCCCAAGUAUAGCAGAGCAGAAGUCAAUGAAACAGACUCAGUUAAUCCAACUGUCUUCCACAGAUUGUCAAGGAGAUCUUUUCAGUCGAACAAAUUAUAUUCAACAGAAUGAUACGAAUGCUUAUAGCUAGCAAUUGAUGGUUUGAACAAAAUAUAAUGAACAAAAAUGCAAUAAAUUAAACAUCGUUACUAUAGAGAGCGCAAGACAGAAAUCACUUACGCAAACACAAAGAUAAGAAAGUGGAAUCAAUUAAUCGUGUAUUGACAAUAAAUCAAACCGGAACGUAUUUGAAUGAUAAUAAUCAUAUUUAUCAACCUUAUUGUAAUUGAUAGCAAACUGGAAAAAAACACUAGAAACAAACAAGCGCAAAAUCAAACAAAUAAAAGAAAACGGUGUUACAAGUCUACAGUCAUUAGAAGUAUUGGAAUGUUUUCGAUAUUUUGAAUUGACUAUAGUCGUUUGCCAAGACUCAUAUCGAAAAUCAUGUCUUCCAUAAAAAAAACAGUUUGAAACUUUAAAAAGCAUACUAUAAUCCACCGUCUUCCAGAUCUAGAGAGAUAAGAACAUUAUUAAGUUAUUGUGAGGCAUUUUUAAGUAAUGUAUAUUAUAACUAAUUUAUUGCGAUUGAUUUCAGCUUCACUGUGUUAUAUUCGAGCGCAAAUCGUUACGAGAAGCCCAUGAACUUAUUAUAUUACUGUAUUCAAAAGUAAAAUUAUAGGUGUCCAAAUAAAUAUAGUUAGUUGACUCCA
Molecule: messenger RNA, 3177 nt
Organism: Wyeomyia smithii (pitcher-plant mosquito)
Lineage: Eukaryota; Metazoa; Arthropoda; Insecta; Diptera; Culicidae
Gene: VGAT
Product: vesicular inhibitory amino acid transporter
Exons: 5
Coding region: 362-2053 (563 amino acids)
Biological process (GO): amino acid transmembrane transport
Cellular component (GO): vacuolar membrane
Molecular function (GO): amino acid transmembrane transporter activity
Source: RefSeq, a predicted model, not a curated record